Chironomus riparius is the source of this 733-nucleotide messenger RNA. NCBI's taxonomy places the organism in Eukaryota, Metazoa, Arthropoda, Insecta, Diptera, Chironomidae. The record is from the annotation of a GenBank genome assembly.
CAAGAAAAUAUUCAAGGGUCAAUUUUUAAGUAUAAAUCUAUAUGAGUUGCAUAGUUGACAGCAGCAGUGCUAUAAAGAAUUCAGACCUGAAUUAAUCAAUCAGAUUCAAAUUAAUCAAGAAGAAAGCUACAAAAAUCACAAAAAGAUGUCUACAUCCACAAUAGUAAUCACAGCCAUUCUCAUCGUCAUCUCAACACUUCCAUCAACCAUCAAAUCCCAAACCACAACCACAUCACCCUCACCAAACAUGCCAACAACAACAACAAAAAAUCCGGAAGAUUGCGCCAAUCGAAUUUAUUCAACAAUCAGAGGCUUUAGAGGAACCAAAGAAGAAUUAUUCAAAAAGCUUGAAGCUCAAUUCAAUAUGGAAAUGAAAGGCAUUCGAGUCAAUGAAUUUAGCAAUGAAAAUUACAAAAAAGUCACUGAUACAGUAGCUAAAAGAUUGUCAAGAGACGACAUCAUCAAUGUUGAAGAUUUCAGGAAGUUUGCAGACACAAUGAUUCAAAAAUGGAGAGCAACUGGUAGAUGAGGUGAUUUUUAGGGCAUUAAUAUUUGAAAUUAAACUUUUGCCCGAGAAGCACAAGUUGGAUAAUCGAUCUGAAAUCCCGCAGCAAGCCUGUGUGAUUCUGUCAUGGUUCUGGAUUUAAAUCGAAGCCAGCAUCAUUCCAGAGUCAUGACGGCUGAACGCUGGAUUUCUGUUUCAUUAACCGACUUGUGCUUCUCGGGUUAAGGC